UUUAUCCAUUCAUUCAGCAAUGGAUGUAGUGCUGGAUUCUGCUCGGACGCGCAGACAGUAAUGCCCUACACCCUUCAAAUAACUCACUUAAAGGGCUCUGCCCUUCAAAGGGAGUAGGGCAUAGGGAUCCUCACUUCCGUUCGGUGUUCGCCCCAAAUGACGACGAACUGGCGACGGUCUCACAACGUUCUGUUUUAGCUGCGUCCUCUCGCCGCUACACUCCAGUCCAGCGGGUGGCGCUAAACACAUACGUUUGUUUGACAAACACCAUUAAACCUCAGAGGAAGAAGACUAGUUUAACCGCGCUCUCUGUUGUUUUGUCGUGAUGCUGGUUUAAUACAAACGGUUAGACAUGUUUCUUAGAGAAAAUACAGUUUUCGAAUCAGGUCAAUAAAUACCCGUAAUAUUCUCGUCCUCACAGUCGUGACUAAGUGUUGAAGCACUUCUUCUGAUCUUGAGGAGUAUCAUCUGAACUGAGAUCUACUACUGUGAAGAUGGAGUUUGUUAAAGAAGAGAGUGAAGAGAACACGAGUGAACCAGAAACCUGGAGAAUAAAACACGAGGAACCAGAAACCUGGAGAAUAAAACACGAGGAACCAGAAACCUGGAGAAUAAAACACGAGGAACCAGAAACCUGCAUAUCUCACGAGGAACAAGGAGAGUUCAUUGAAGAAAAAGAGGAAAAUGAAGAAUCAAGUGAAGUUGAGGAGAAAAAUCAUGUCAAAACUGGUGGAAAACCUUUGAGUUGCUCUCAAACCAAACAGAAAGAUUUAAAGAAAAAAAGAGUUAUGAAUUCCUUCACCUGCACUCAGUGUGGAAAUGGAUUCACACACAAAACAAGUUUUGAGCGUCACAUGAGAAUUCAUACUGGAGAGAAAUCGCACACUUGUGAUCAAAGCGGGGAGAGUUUCAAACAAUCAGCAAACCUUAAUAUACACAUCAACAUCCACACUGAAGAGAAGCAGCACGCAUGUGAUCAAUGCGGUAAAAUGUUUUUAUGGGCUUCACUUCUGAAGAAACACUUGAAAGUUCAUGCAAAGGAGAAGCCACAUCCAUGUCAUUUGUGUGGUAAGAGUUUUUCGCAUCUACAAAGUUUGAAAGUACAUCAGAACAUACAUACUGGUGUGAGAGAGUACAUGUGCUUUGAGUGUGAAAAAGCUUUUAGUUCAGCGUGCUGUUUAAAACUGCAUGAGAGGAUCCACACUGGAGAGAAGCCUUACAAGUGUUCACACUGUGACAAGAGAUUCAGCCAGUCAGUACAUCUAAAAACACAUGAAAUGAUCCACACUGGAGAGAAACAUUAUAAGUGUUCACACUGUGACAAGAGAUUCAGUCAGUCAUCAAAUCUGAAAACACAUAAGAGGAUCCACACUGGAGAGAAACCUUUUAGGUGUUUACACUGUGACAAGAGAUUCAGUCAGUCAACAGAUCUGAAAAAACAUAAGAGAAUUCACAAUGGAGAGAAACCUUACAAGUGUUCACACUGUGACAAGAGAUUCAGUGAUUCAUCAAGUCUGAAAAGACAUGAGAGGAUUCAUACUGGAGAGAAACCUUAUAAGUGUUCACACUGUGACAAGAGAUUCAGUCAUUCAGCAAGUCUGAAAAGACAUGAGAGGAUUCAUACUGGAGGAAAACCUUGUAAGUGUUCACACUGUGACAAGAGAUUCAGUCAUUCAGCAAGUCUGAAAACACAUGAGAAGAUCCACACUGGAGAGAAACCUUACAAAUGUUCACACUGUGACAGGAGAUUCAAUCAUUCAGCAAAUCUGAAAAGACAUGACAGACUUCACAAUGGAGAGAAACCUUAUAAGUGUUCACACUGUGACAAGAGAUUCAUUCAGACAAGAGAUCUGAAAACACAUGAGAGGAUCCACACUGGAGAGAAACCUUACAAGUGUUCACACUGUGACAAGAGAUUCAGUGAUUUAUCAAAUCUGAAAAAACAUGAGAGGAAUCACACAGGAGAGAAACCUUUUAGGUGUUCACACUGUGACAGGAGAUUCAGUCAUUCAACAGAUCUGAAUAAACAUGAGAGGAUUCACACUGGAGAAAAAGCGUAUCACUGCAAUGUACGUGGGAAGCAUUUCAUUAAGUCAUCUGUUAUGCACAGUCAUAUAAAAAACAAUCACAGUAAGGCCCCAUACACACGGAGACGCAUUAAGCUGUAUAUGUAAAUAUUUUGUAUGGUAUAUGUGUUUCAUCCAGACGGAUCUGGCAUUUUGGGAGAGUGAAAUCGCAAUUUUUUUGGUUUUGGGUGCCU
Cyprinus carpio (common carp) is the source of this 2260-nucleotide messenger RNA. Its product is annotated as zinc finger protein 883-like. The transcript has 2 exons. Gene Ontology annotation, biological process: regulation of transcription by RNA polymerase II. Bases 495 to 2174 code for a protein of 559 amino acids. Gene Ontology annotation, molecular function: RNA polymerase II cis-regulatory region sequence-specific DNA binding; DNA-binding transcription factor activity, RNA polymerase II-specific. NCBI's taxonomy places the organism in Eukaryota, Metazoa, Chordata, Actinopteri, Cypriniformes, Cyprinidae. The record is from RefSeq and is a predicted model, not a curated record. Gene Ontology annotation, cellular component: nucleus.